This is a messenger RNA of Ruditapes philippinarum (Manila clam), 2032 nucleotides long. RefSeq names its product transcription intermediary factor 1-alpha-like. The annotation marks the transcript as partial. The transcript is spliced from 5 exons. Gene Ontology annotation, molecular function: protein binding. NCBI's taxonomy places the organism in Eukaryota, Metazoa, Mollusca, Bivalvia, Venerida, Veneridae. The record is from RefSeq and is a predicted model, not a curated record.
AUAUUGACACUGACCGCAAUGAGCUUCUACAGGGGUUGGUCAAUCCUAGUGGUCAAAGGUUGAACGCAUAUCACCUCCAGCCGAAACAUGAUCCCUCUGACCCGUCAGAAGAUUACUGUGCCGUGUGCCACAAUGGAGGAGACCUGUUAUGCUGUGACAAGUGCCCAAAAGUUUUCCAUUUACAGUGUCAUGUACCGGCCAUAAGCACCAACUUCUCAUCAAAACGAGGAAUCAAACAAAAGAGUUACACAUUUGCCUUGUUACAUCCACUAGCAGAAGCUAAAUGUGAAGUAUGGACAUGUACAUUGUGCUCGGCAGAUGAAGAAUUGAAGAUCAAGUCUCCGAUACCCAAAGAGUACGAGGUGACGAGCACUGGCAAGCGGAAAGCGCCCAACGGACUUGUUGACAAGGAGAUUAAGGUAUGUGAGAGGAUAUUACUGGAGUUAUUCUGUUUGGAGAUCAGCACAGUGUUUCAUGAGCCUGUUCCAAAAUCGGUCCCUAAUUACCACAAGAUCAUUAAAGAUCCGAUGGAUUUUGGAGCCAUCAAAUGCAAGCUUCGUAGAGGGCAUUUUGCCCAUUACAAUUCAGUAGAAGAAUUUCUAUCCGACAUCAAGCUUGUGUUUCGAAACUGCUUUAAAUACAACUCUGAAAAAUCUGAUGUAUAUGCUGUAGGAAAAUCUGUUCAGAACUAUUUUGAAUCACUUGUGAAACACUUUUUGCCGUGUUAUGUAGACUACCUCAGCAGGCGAACACCAAGUCCUGUCACAACAAUGGAGUCAAAUGGAACCGACGGACAGAGUCGCAAUAAGAAACGCAGAAGUCCUGCACCGGACUCCACAAGGGAUAACAAUAGUCCGGUCCAUUUUUCUUGAGAAUAGAAAAAAAAUGACUUUAAUUUUGAUGAAAAAUGAAAUUUCGACAUACAUGUGCUUUUUAUCCCCCUUUCUUAAUACACAAAUAUAUUAUUGACAUUCCAACUUACUACUAUGAAUUUAAUAAAGCUGCACUGGUAAUAAUGUGCAUAAUUUGUACUCAAUUUGGUUUUUAAGAAAGAAUGUGAAUAAAUUGAAUAUUUAUCCAUUUUUUGAUCCAAACAAUUUUUGUAUGACUUGUAUAAAUGAUUGUAAAUAAUGUCUGGUCAGCUAUUGUGUUGCCACUGUUAGAUUGGUUCAAUAUUUAACCUUUAACCUGCUGAAUUUGUGAAAUGGACUCACCCAACUUUGAAUUUUGAACAGUCCAUUCAAAGUGUAAGGGAUUUCAACAUUAAAUUGCAAAAAUUUGAGAUACCAGCAGACUGUCAUGCUGACAGGCUGGGUCUAUACUGAUGACAAAGGCUAAUCAUUUUUUUGUUCUAGCAGGUUUUAGGGUUAAGCAUUGGAAAUACUAACUUAUCUAAAAAUUGUGGUUGUGUGUAAAAUGUGCUAUAUAUUAAGUGACACUUUUGUACAAAAGCAAGGUGAUAUUAGUGUAAUACUUAAGUGACUUGUGUGUGUUCUGCCAAGGUUGAUAUUGGUUCUUUCUGUAAACCCACAGCAGUAUAACUUACUGCUAAAUAACUUUCUCAAAACAAAAAAAGAUACCAAGUAAAAAAAAAAAUACGCAGUUAUUUUACCACCGGCGAAUCUGAAAUUUUCAUUGACAAACUUAAAACUUUAUACAGAGCACUGUGUCAGACAUAUGUACAAUGUAUAAAGUUUGUGGUCAAGUGACAGUUCUAAGGAAACAAUUGUUUUAUCAAAUUUUUUUGUAUUAUGGUUAAAGUGAUAUUAGCUAUAUGGUAAAGUGAAGUUUGUGUAAUGCCAAAUAUUUAUAUUAACAGUGUAAAAUGAAAUUUUCAACAGCAGUAUAAAAUCAAUAGUUCACGUUGACUGAGCAACAGAAACUUCCAAAAUAUUUCUGAGAUAUGUUCAAAAUAAUGGAAUGUAGUAAGAAAACAAACAAAAUGUUAUGUCUAAUUUGAUUGUUAGUGUAAGACUGGUAUUUUUUUGUUAAGAAAUAGUAGGUUACAUAUAAUUCAAUAGUUUGGGUAUCU